This is a messenger RNA of Coprinopsis cinerea okayama7#130, 1395 nucleotides long. RefSeq lists its product as hypothetical. The record is from RefSeq and is a predicted model, not a curated record. Gene Ontology annotation, biological process: maturation of SSU-rRNA. The transcript has 6 exons. NCBI's taxonomy places the organism in Eukaryota, Fungi, Basidiomycota, Agaricomycetes, Agaricales, Psathyrellaceae. Gene Ontology annotation, cellular component: 90S preribosome; nucleus. Bases 1 to 1395 code for a protein of 464 amino acids.
AUGGAUGGGAAUAAAAGGCCUAACCUCAAAAGGAAGAUUCGAGAAAUCUCAAAGGACGACCUACCUACAAGAAUAAAUGGAAAGCUGCAUCGUAGUCUCCAAGAAGUCUAUCAGGCUUGCAAAAAAGCCAAAACAUUCGAAACCCAGAAGCUGGUUAAAAAGUUGAAGGGUCUUCGAAAGGACUCAAGUGACACAAACGCUGUCCAAGAGCACGAGGCGCAGUUGACUGCUCUCAAAGAACUCGACAUCCACUCUAUCGCAAGGACAGCCUUCAAGACCAAAGUCCUCAAGGACCGUACUCUUCGAGAUAGCGAACUUAUAAUGUCUGGCCUGGAGAAGGAGAUUACCAACACUAUCAUUCCCUCUCCCGCUUCAACACCUCUCGGCAAAGUCCAAAGCCGACUUCUCAGCUCCAAACACCUGUCUUCCCAAAUCUCCAUCUCCAUAGACGGUCUUAAAGUAAUCUUGGACCCCGAGUAUGCACCACAGCAGAAGAAACAGCGCACGACGUCUGCCGAGCCUCCGAACGCCGCUUCCAUUGCAUCCUCCAAGCGCACGCGAACCCAACGUCAUUCUAAGGAGGGCUCCCUCCAAGCCGCGGACGUUGGCUCAGAGUCAGAAGACAGUGAAGAUGAUGAUCUCAGAGACGAAGAAGGUGCAGAUGACGAAAGCGAAGACGGGGAUGGUGCAGAUGGAUGGGAGUCAGGCUCAAUUAGUGGGGAUGAAGACUAUGUUGGACGGUUGGCACCCUCUUCUCCCGUUGGCUCAGAUGAAGAAAAUUCAGGGUCGGAGCAAGAUGACGAUGAUGACAGUGACCCUGAAUCCGACGAAGAUACCAAGCCGAUGAAGAAGGCGAAUGCUGGUGGCUCAACAUCAUCCAAGACACCCAAAGUCGCUUCCGGCGCCUCCUCUAAACCAGCCAAGAUCAACGAAUCUACCUUCUUACCCUCACUCCAAGUGGCAUACAUCUCUGGAUCGGACGACUCUGAUGCUGAAGCUGAAGUUGCAGAGCCAAGAAAGAAUAGGCGCGGUCAGCGUGCUAGGCGAGCGAUUUGGGAGAAGAAGUAUGGCCGGAACGCGAAUCACAAGAAGGCAGAAGCCAAGGCAGCACCGACAACAGCAGUUAAGCAAAACCCUGAAGGAAGAUCAUUUGCCCAUCCGAAGCAGCCAAGGGGUGGGGUUCGUCGCGGGCCUUUGGUAUCCGGUCCCAACUCUGCUGCGAUUCAAGGGAAACAGCGCGCGUUUGGUCAGAAGCCGCCUACCGGUGCUGCUGCUCCGUCGACGAAUUCAAACCCGAGCAACAAACCGUUGCAUCCGUCUUGGGAGGCGAAAAAGAAGCUCAAGGAGAAACAGUCAGGUAUUGUUCCGAGUCAGGGCAAAAAGAUCAAAUUCUAG